AUGGAGGGAAAUAGCGUUUUCUCUCCUCUUGAGAAGAGCACAGAAAUGCCCGACCCGGUUCCUCGAUUCGGAUCUUCAAAGAGAGUCAAGACGCAUCACGCACACCCACGACCGAAGCGCCACUGUCCUCGUGGACUCGUGAUUAAUCGGAUUCAGCAGUCAACGGAAUCAAGGAUCCGGGUCGACCCGGGUUUUCCUGGUUGCAACUACCGGGUCGUGAGGGUUAUCGCACCGGUGGGUUCGACGGCUAGGUUAAAAUUAGGAGAUUCGACUGGUACGGUCUCGUGUAAGCUGUUAAUGGAAGCUUGCCAUGUGGAUGCUGUGAAAGGUGAAAGUGGUGAAAUGUUGGAGAGGAUAAGGAAGGAAACUGGUUGCGAGGUUGAAAUACAGACAAAUCGAUUGCUGAUUUGUGCAGAUUCUGAUGAUGCAAUGGUUGAGAUCGAAGGGAAUGUUUUGGCAGUGAAGAGAGCUCUAGUAUCUGUAUCCAGUCGCUUGCAAGCUCGUCAGAUUUAUAAGACUUGGAUGGUCGGAAAUAAAUCCCUUGGUAGAGCUUUUGAGGAUAGGCACUUUAAUAAUAAUAUCCAGGAGGCUCUUCUAAGGCCUGUUGACAUUGAUUCUCAUGGAAAUUUACCUCGGUCUAGUGAUGGGAUCUCUCACAUUGCUAGGCAUAAGCAGAUUGAGGCUUUCCUCGGGGUGCUUUGCAGAGGUAUACUGAGGCGCCUCUCUCAGCAAUGGAAGAUGAUAAUCAAACAGUGGUCUUUAAGUUACUCUGUCUGGUCGAAAUUGUUGGUGGUGUUUAUUGAAAGUCUUACCGAUAUCAAGAAUCUUGAAAGUGUGAGAGGUGCCUCCAUAGAUGUGGGAGAUACACUUCCUGACUGUGAUGAAUGCUUGAUUACGUUUACAUCAUCAGAGAUACCUAAAGACAGAAUGCCCCCAGCCCAAGCAGCUAUUGGCCGUGUUUUCUCUAGAUUAUGUGAGAUUCAUACUAAAGUCAGUGGCUCAUGGUCUUAUAUCACUGCACGGCUCGUUGUCCCCACAAAUCAGAUGGGAUGUUUGCUAGUUUCUGAAACACUGAGAACAAUUGGGGCUUGUAUACUAGUAUUGCAGGUUGUGCAUAACCCAAAAUGUAUCUCAGCGAACGAUCAAGUUGUUCAGAUUUCAGGAGAUAUCACAAUUGUGAAAUUGGCGAUGUACCAUGUUACCAGCACGCUAGUAGGCAACUUUCUCCUCAAUUCAAGGAAAAAUUCUGGAACCAAAAACAUGACUAAGGAAAUUAGAGUUCCAGAGAGUGCUGUGCACUUUGUGUUUGGAGAGGAGCGUGGUCGACAGCGUCUAGAGGACCUUAGACAGAUAUCGUGUGCGACAGUCAUAGCCCAUGAGCCUCAGUUAGGAACAAGUGACAGGAUCAUUGCCAUAUCUGGGACUCCUCAUGAAAUCCAAAUAGCUCAAAAACUUGUUCAGGCCUUUAUCCAAAUAGGUGAAUCAACAUCAUUGAUUGGAGGACUCUGCUCCUAA
Arabis nemorensis is the source of this 1515-nucleotide messenger RNA. NCBI's taxonomy places the organism in Eukaryota, Viridiplantae, Streptophyta, Magnoliopsida, Brassicales, Brassicaceae. The record is from the annotation of a GenBank genome assembly.